Messenger RNA from Protopolystoma xenopodis, 876 nucleotides. The record is from the annotation of a GenBank genome assembly. NCBI's taxonomy places the organism in Eukaryota, Metazoa, Platyhelminthes, Monogenea, Polystomatidea, Polystomatidae.
AUGGCUGAUUGGGGUCACCUUAGCUCCGUUCCCGCAACGCGUCCGGAUGUUCGCUACCCUUUCGACCUGAUCAUCGCGUCCGCCAUUCUUCUGCUCAUUCUGGUGGCUGUUGCCAUAGGACUUUGUGUGAUGCACUUUUGUGCGCCCAAUUAUCCUGAUUCGUCUGGUGUUGGCAGCGUCUGUUGUCACUCAGGUGGUCCGACAACUGUUUGGCAUCGGUUGUCAUGCUGUUCGAGUCGGGUCGCCUCCUGGGACGGUCGUGUUGCAAAGCAUCAUCUGUUGAAGGAGCAUCCUAUCGAAGAGGUGGACGGAUCAGAAGUUGACGGGAUUGAGACGACUCCGGCUUCAAGGCUGCCGAGCAAAUUGUCUACUUCUGGUCGUUCAGUAGUUCACUCGUUUGGCCCUCCCUCCAGACAUCGUGCCUUCAUUACAGGCCUGUUACGGCGAAAACUGUCCGGUUUAUUGUCGUCCGGACGAUCACGCCUCUCUAAACGCCAUUUCCACAUGAGACAGGCACCGGUCACCGGAAUUCACACAGAAGCUCCAGUAUUGGGUCCCCCUUUCACGCCUUGGGCAUCAUGUGGGAGUGUUCAUCCCUCUGGCAUGGGAUUCUACUGUCCUGGCCAGCUUCCCUACCACCUUUUGACCACAUCGAAUCAGGCCUAUCCGCUGCCUUCACAGACAACUUUAAGCAGCUCUCUGCCACCAGGUUCAGUGUGUAGCGGAGGUUGGUGUUUGUCGCCAAGCCGUGGUUGUCAGCCCCAUGAGACCUGUCGUUUCGCCACAAGCCCGACUGUACUAACGCCUGGCAACGUGACUGAAGCCGGUCGAAUAAUGCUGGAAAGUGUUUUAACUAACUCUGUCUGUUACAUGUGA